This is a messenger RNA of Tachysurus fulvidraco (yellow catfish), 3394 nucleotides long. It is a transcript of the gene klhl2, whose product is annotated as kelch-like family member 2. Bases 186 to 2036 code for a protein of 616 amino acids. Gene Ontology annotation, molecular function: protein binding. The record is from RefSeq and is a predicted model, not a curated record. The transcript has 15 exons. NCBI's taxonomy places the organism in Eukaryota, Metazoa, Chordata, Actinopteri, Siluriformes, Bagridae.
UUUCAGUCUUCCACGACAGGUGGCGCUGCUGUUCACGCUGGUCAUUAAAAAGCAAAGAAAGGAAGGGGGAAGAGAGACGCUUGAGUGUUUACAGUUAGCUGGAUGUGCAGCGACAGCUGAGCUGGACUCGGUACCUCAGUGUGAUGCGGAUUUCUUCUGUCAGGGCCGAGAUCCGUUGAGAUGGAAUGGUGCAAGAAAGUAGUGACAGAUAUCGCGGCCUGAACACACACCACAACAUGGAGAUCCAUCCGCUAUGCACAAAGCUUUGCAAUCAUAAAGCUGUGGAGCUGAAGGAUGAUGAGUGUGAGAAGCAGAGUGCGGUCACCGUUAACCCUCGACACAUGAAGAAAGCUUUCAGGAUCAUGAAUGAAUUGCGCAGUCAGUGUGUGUUGUGCGACGUGACCAUUGUAGCGGAGGAUGUGGAGAUUGCAGCACACCGAGUGGUUCUAGCAGCUGGGAGUCCGUAUUUCCGUGCCAUGUUCACAGGCGAGAUGAGCGAGAGCAGGCAGAAGAAGGUGCGGAUAAAGGAGAUAGAUGGCUGGACGCUGGGCAUUCUGAUCGAUUAUGUUUACACUGCCGAAAUACAGGUCACCGAAGAGAAUGUACAGGUGCUGCUGCCAGCUGCUAGUCUUCUCCAGCUGCAGGAGGUGAAGAGAGCAUGUUGUGAGUUUCUCUCCUCUCAGCUCCAUCCUACAAACUGCCUCGGAAUCCGGGCCUUCGCUGACCUGCACGCUUGCUUUGAACUUCUCAGCCUGGCCAACUCGUAUGCAGAGCAGCACUUCUCAGAGUUGAUGCAGUGUGAGGAGUUCCUCAACCUGGGCAUGGAGCAAGUGUGCAGCCUUAUCGCCAGUGACAAACUCACCAUACCCUCGGAAGAGAAGGUGUUCGAGGCGGUCAUUGCGUGGGUCAAACACGAUAAGGACGUACGGCAGGAACAUAUGUCUCGUCUGAUGGAGCAUGUACGCCUGCCUCUCCUGUCCAGAGAAUACCUUGUACAGAGGGUGGAGGUGGAAACACUGGUGAAGAACAGCAGCGCUUGUAAAGACUACUUGAUCGAAGCCAUGAAGUACCAUCUGCUGCCAGCCGACCAGCGCUUCAUGAUGAAGACCAUCCGCACCAGAGUGCGCACGCCAGACAGCUACCCGAAGGUGAUGGUGGUUGUUGGGGGCCAAGCACCGAAAGCUAUCCGCAGCGUGGAGUGUUAUGACUUUGAAGAGGAGAGAUGGUACCAGGUAGCAGAACUGCCGACCAGACGAUGUCGAGCAGGUGUAGUGUACAUGGGUGGCAUGGUGUACUCUGUCGGAGGCUUUAAUGGCGCUCUGCGUGUGAGAUCAGUGGACGUGUAUGACCCUGUGAAAGACGAGUGGUGCUGUGUGAGCAGUAUGCAGGACCGGAGGUCCACACUAGGUGCCGCUGUUCUUGACGGACUCCUUUAUGCCGUGGGUGGUUUUGAUGGCAGCACAGGUCUGGCUACUGUCGAGGUGUACAACUCGAAAACCAACGAAUGGUACCACGUAGCUCCCAUGAGCACCCGGCGCAGCAGCGUGGGAGUGGGCGUGAUCGGAGGUAUACUGUAUGCAGUUGGUGGGUAUGAUGGAGCGACACGUCAGUGCUUGAGCACCGUGGAGGCGUAUAGCCCGACCACCAACAAGUGGUCACACAUAGCAGAGAUGGGAACACGGCGCAGUGGAGCAGGGGUGGGUGUGCUGAAAGGUCUGCUGUAUGCUGUGGGUGGGCACGACGGCCCAUUAGUCAGGAAGAGCUGUGAAGUGUACGACCCUGUCAUUGGCACCUGGAAACCAGUGGCCGAUAUGAACAUGUGUCGCCGGAACGCAGGAGUGUGUGCAGUCAACAAUCUGCUGUAUGUGAUCGGGGGUGAUGACGGCUCCUGUAACCUAGUGUCGGUGGAGUAUUAUAAUCCCAGUACAGAUAAGUGGACCAUAUUGCCAAGCUUCAUGAGCACCGGGCGGAGCUACGCAGGUCAGGCAUGCAAACCAACAGCUUGGGGUGUGUCGGCCAUUGAUAAACCUCUUUGAGCAAUUAAGAGUUGAAACUCUCUUGAAAUGGAAGCUGAAAAAUAAGCUGACGUGAUGCUGAGGAGUUGCUCACACUGAAGACGAGGCUGAAGCUUCCUCCUGGAGCUGCUUCAUGAUUUUGAAGGCCUGGACAACGCUGCUCUCUCUCUCUUACUUUCACACACUCAUACACUAUCUCUGUCUCUAUUUCACUCUCUCGCUCUCUCUACAGAUCAUUUUGUCUCUCUCCCUUUCUUCCUCUUUUUUUCUCUCUCAGUUUUUCUCUGUCUAUAAAUUUCUGUUUGUAUCUCUCUUUCUCACUGUCUUUUAUCCUCCACAUUCUCCCUCCCUACAGAUUUUUCCUGUUCAUUCUUCCUUACUGUUUCUUGUUUUCUCUCUCUCUCUCUCUCUCCUACCUUUUUAUUUGAGAGUAGUUACAGUAUGAUGAAGAUAUUUGCACUUUUUGCAGUAAAGUACUAACCAAGCGUGCGGUUCAAACUCUAACGUAACUGAAAGGAUGCCUCUGGAAAACACUAGCGUAACGUUCCAGUGUCUGUUCAUGGGGCUUGGGAGUGACUCCGUAGACCUGAAGGAACCCCUUGCUCAUUGUGGAUGUAUUUGACCUUGGAGCUGGACUUGCUAAAAUAAAAAAUGGACCAGCACUUUCUCACUCUGAAUCUCUGAAAGUCACUGGACUGAAGAGAUGAUUUUUAUGAAGAAGGAUGGACUAACGGACUAGAUUGCUGUGAUUUUACGGCAGAGCUGCUAAAUCGACGAGCGAAAAGCUGCAUCGGGUGAACAUUAAUAGGAGACUUGCGCCUGAGCUUCUUUGCCAAACCGAGUUUAAAAAGUCUUAACACUCUGAACAUUUCUUCAUUUCUUGCGCACCGUGUCUUUUAACUGCGAUCCAACUGGGUCUGUUCUGGAUGUAUCCGUGAUGCGCUGCUCUGCUGCUGCGUGUGCCUGAGCAUGUGUAUCGUUUCGGACUGGCUGCUCGGCUGAGGAAGUGCUUCUGCAUGGAUCUAAGUUUUUGUGUUUGUGUGCGUGUAUGCGAGUGUGUAUGUACACGUGUGUGCGUGUGUAUUUGUGUUUGUGUACCGUUUUUAAACUACUGCAGUCAUCUGUCCAGUGACACUGCAUCUCUGACUGAAACUGCUGAGCACUGACCAAUUAUGUGCAAAUGCUUUCCUUUCUUUCCUUUUCCUUUUAUCUUCUGUACCUUUUCUAAUCUCAGUUCUGUACUCUCUCGUGUUUUCUAUUUAUCUAUUAUUAAUUAUUCUAAUCAAUAUUAAAACUAGGUGUUGGUCAAGAGGAAUGCAGUGCACUUGAGCCAAUUCAUAAUGUCUUUUAUAUCAUGAAUAAUAAACAUGCUUCUUGUA